Capsella rubella is the source of this 2582-nucleotide messenger RNA. RefSeq lists its product as uncharacterized. The transcript has 3 exons. The coding region runs from base 1339 to 2451 and encodes 370 amino acids. NCBI's taxonomy places the organism in Eukaryota, Viridiplantae, Streptophyta, Magnoliopsida, Brassicales, Brassicaceae. The record is from RefSeq and is a predicted model, not a curated record.
UCGGAGAAGAAGGUUCUUGCUAGGAAGAAUCUCGAACGCAGAAUCAAAUCCAUUGACUUUGCUCGUAAACUACAAUCAAUCCUCAUCAAGAAAGUCAGAGGUUUAUGAGAGCUGAGCUUGAAGCAACAGUGCUGCUAUUACCAUUCAUCAUCUUAUUUUCUGGGAAUUAAUGUUGAUCAGUGUUAGUAUGUGUGUGUCAUAACAUUACACAGUUCUGGUUUCAGUUUUUUUUGUUCACUUUAAGCUUUUGAUGAAUGGAAUCAAAUGUGGAAUUGGUAUAAUCUUGGAUUACUAUUUAGUUGAUUGCUCAAUGAAUAAGAAAGGCGUCUCUUUUCCUACGUUUACCAUAAUUGUUAGGGAAGGACAUGUACUCAAAGUUGUUUCUGGGUUCUUAGAUAGUUCAUGACAGGAUACAGAGCUGAGAGCGCUGCUUCUAUGGUUGAAUUGUCUUUCCUGUUCCAGCCAUUAUUAGUUUAUUACCCUGAGAUGUUUCUGCUUUUGUCGCUUUUAAAGCUUAGGUUAAUUCUUUCCAGGCGUUUGUGGUUCUAUUUUCUGCAAGUACGUGUUAGUGUUACUGUGUUCCUUGUCAUGACAAUAGGGGAUGAGAGAUGAAGUAAGAGCAAAUACGGAUUUGUGAUUGCACGGAAUAUUGGUGGAAAGUACCUUUUGGUUUAGUUGCUUGUUUGCCUCCAGCUUUUAACUGGUAUUUGUUUGGUUAGGCUUGGCAGGUAUCUUUGUCAAACUUUGCAGUAACUGGCAUUGCAGAGUCUUAGGUUUCAUGUCUGAUGCUGCAGAAAUCGAUCAGAGAACUAAAUAUCUAUCUGGAGAAGGAAAGUGUUUCGCAUCAGAUUUGCACUAACCAUGUUUGAUAGAAGACAUAUCUGAACAUGUUCGUAGCUUAAUGAUGUAUCACCUUGCAUCAAAGACUCAUCCUUUUCCGUCUUUUCUAUUCUUGAAGAGGAUAAAUAGGUUAACCUUUCUCACCUACUAGAAGAAUAAUAUUGCAAAGGGUUUAGCUUCUUCAAAGCAAAGAGUACUAAUCAAACCAUUUCAAGAGAAGGCCUAACUCCUUCUCUGUAUCAUUUUAGAAAUUAAGGAUUGAGGCUUCUGAGCUGCUGAUUGUGAAGACAUUGGCAGCAUUUGAGUUUGCUUGUAUUGCAUUUAGGUUUAUUUUUUUCUAAAAUGCUACCAUUGUUUGUUAAAAGUUCAGCUCAUGUUCUCAGAUAUAUUCGUCAGAAAAGCCCAAGUGAUCUGAGAAUCAACAUCUUUCCUCCAGAAUGAGCAAAAGAGAGACUGAUUUACAUAUACUCCAGUGAUCUGUUACUCUUCGUCCUCUAAAUGUCUCAUCAUCAUCACUAUGAAACAAACCCUCAUUUCGCGCGAAUUCCGCAGCAGAAUCCACAUCUCAGAGAUGGUGCUUCUACCUCACAAACAUCUCCGCAUCAACCGCUCAUCCCGCCUAUUCCGCACCACAAAACCCCUCAACACAAGACCCCAAAACACAAAACCCCUCAACAGAAAACCUCUAAACCUCACCCAGUCGCUCCACCGGGAAUCCUAAUCAAGUCUCGUGAUCGCCACCGUGAUAAUCCAGUCCAAGAACCGGCACAUUCUAUUAUACCUUUACCACUAAGCCCAGAAGAGAAACUGCCACCACGAAAAACUCCAAACUCUGCAAAAAGACCAUUGCUAUUAAGCCCAGAAGAUCAUCAUCGUCAAAAUCAACAACAACAACGACCUCCGCCAUCACAACCACCACAACGCAGUGGAGGCGGUUAUGGAUCAACAUUACCUCCAAUACCAAAACCAAGUCCAUGGAGAACUGCUCCAACACCAUCACCGCAUCGCCGUGGUGGACCACGGUUACCGCCUCCUUCAAGAGAAACAAGCACAAUGACAUGGUCAGCUGCAUUUUGCUGUGCAAUAUUCUGGGUCCUUCUAAUUCUCGGUGGUCUAAUCGUCCUAAUCAUCUACCUCGUGUACCGUCCUCGCUCUCCAUACAUCGACAUCUCAGCAGCUAACCUAAACGCUGCUUAUCUCGACAUGGGUUUCCUUCUAAACGGUGAUCUAACCAUUUUAGCAAACGUCACAAACCCAAGCAAGAAAAGCAGUGUGGAAUUUAGCUCUGUCACGUUCGACCUUUACUAUUACAACAAACUCAUAGCUACUCAAUACAUUGAACCGUUCAAGGUUCCUAAGAAAAUGUCGAUAUUUGCGAAUGUUCAUCUUGUGAGCAGUCAGGUUCAGCUUCAACCAACACAGAGCCGGGAGCUACAGCGUCAGAUUGAAACCGGUCCGGUUUUGUUGAACCUGAGAGGAACGUUUCGAGCACGUUCUUACUUAGGACCAUUGUUUAGGUACUCUUAUUGGUUGCAUACGCAUUGCAGCGUUUCGUUUAAUAGUCCUCCUUCAGGAGCUAUGCGAGCUAGAAGAUGCACUACCAGACGCUAGCUUUUUGCGAUUGCGUUUGCUCUUUCUUUUUUUUUUCUUUUUUUUUUUGCCACCUUUAGAAAUAAAAUUAUUACUCAAUUACUCUGUAUUCAUUGGUACUACAAGAAUCGUUAAUUCUUAAUUGUUUGAAA